AUGGGGUCGUUGAUGCGCUCCGAGGAGAUGCGCUUCUGCCAGCUCAUCGUGGAGAAGGACGCCGCGUUCAACAUUGUCGCUGAAAUCGGAAAGCAACCGUACGUGCAGUUCAAAGAUGUAAGUGAUGCCAGAAGGGCAAACAUGAAAGGGAAAAUGAUUUCAGUUGAAUUCGAAUGUGAACAACUUCCAAAGAACGUUCGUCAAGGACAUCCGCCGCUUCGAUGAGAUGGAGAGGAAGCUCAGAUUCCUGGAGAAUCAGAUCGUAAAGGAUGAGAUCGUCGUGGCCGGGAGAGUGGACAAUGGGGACUACACAAUCCUGCCAAACUCCGAAGUCAACACUCUGGAAGGAACUCUCGGUGAGCUGGAGAAGGACGUGAAGAGCAUGAACGAGUCGGACUCCCAACUCAAAUCCAACUUCAUGGAUUUGAAGGAAUGGGACGCCGUUCUGGACAAGACGGACGAGUUUUUCCAAGGAGGAGUCGAUGAUCAGGCUCAGGAGGAACUUGAGAAUCUGGACGAGGAAGGAGCGAUCCGUGUGGACAAGGGACCAGUCAACUACUUGGUCGGAAUCAUCCGUCGCGAGAGAUUGAAUGUUUUCGAACGUGUUCUCUGGCGUGCGUGCCAUCACACCGCCUACAUUCGUUCCAGUGACAUCGAGGAAGAAUUGGAGGAGCCGAGCGGAGAGAAAGUCCACAAAUCGGUGUUCAUCGUCUUCCUGAAAGGAGAUCGCAUGCGCAACAUCGUUGAGAAAGUGUGCGACGGAUUCAAGGCGAAGCUGUUCAAAAACUGCCCGAAGACAUUCAAGGAACGACAGUCGGCCCGCAACGACGUGCGAGCACGCAUCCAGGAUCUGCAGACUGUGCUCGGACAGACCCGCGAACACCGUUACCGCGUGCUCCAAGCAGCCGCCAACAAUCACAGCCAGUGGUUGAAGCAAGUGAGGAUGAUCAAGACUGUCUACCACAUGCUCAAUCUGUUCACCUUCGACGGAAUCGGCCGUUUCUUCGUCGGAGAGUGCUGGAUUCCACUGAAGCACGUUGAAGACGUCCGUAAGGCAAUUGAGGUCGGAGCGGAGAGAAGCGGAUCCUCAGUGAAGCCAGUGUUGAACAUUCUGGAGACCUCCGUCGUUCCACCGACGUACAAUGAGACUAACAGGUUCACGGCGGUCUUCCAAGGCAUCGUCGACUCAUACGGAAUCGCCACCUACCGCGAGCUGAAUCCUGCCCCAUACACCAUCAUUUCCUUCCCAUUCCUGUUCUCGUGCAUGUUCGGAGAUCUCGGUCACGGAGCCAUCAUGCUCAUGGUUGGUCUCUGGUUUGUGAUCCGAGAGAAGAACCUCAUCGCUCGCAACAUCAAGGACGAGAUCUUCAGCAUGUUCUUCGGAGGACGUUACAUCAUCCUUCUCAUGGGUAUCUUCUCCAUUCACGCUGGAAUCGUCUACAAUGAUCUGUUCGCCAAGUCGUUCGACAUUUUCGGAAGUGGCUGGAAGAACCCGUACAAUCAGACCGAUCUGGACUACUGGAUCGAGCACACGGAGCACGGAAAGGAGAUGCUAAUCGAAUUGAAUCCGGAACAGGCCUACAAUCACGCUGCCGGACCUUACUCAUACGGAGUUGACCCUAUCUGGAACAUUGCCGAGAACAAGUUGAACUUCUUGAACUCGUUGAAAAUGAAACUGUCCGUCAUUCUUGGAAUCGCCCAGAUGACGUUCGGAGUCAUUCUGUCCUUCUUGAACCACAGCUACAACAAAUCAAAGAUCGAUAUCUUCACCGUUUUCAUUCCGCAAAUGCUCUUCAUGGGUUGCAUCUUCAUUUACCUCUGCAUCCAAAUCAUUCUCAAGUGGCUCUUCUUCUGGGUCCAGGAAACUACCGUCUUCGGACAGAUCUACCCGGGAUCCCACUGUGCCCCGUCUCUUCUCAUAGGUCUCAUCAACAUGUUCAUGAUGAAGGAUCGUGAAGUCGGAUUCGUCAAGGACGGAGUCAGCGGAGCAUACAAUGAAGUCGAGGCUUGCUAUCUCUCUCAAUGGUAUCCAGGACAGUCGAUUAUCGAAAUGGUUCUUGUCAUCAUCGCCGUCAUUUGCAUUCCAAUCAUGCUCUUCGGAAAGCCAAUCCAUCAUGUUUUGGAGCAGAAGAAAAGACAGAAGGCCCUUCAUGGAGACGUGGUAAAAUGGAAACAAGUCUUCAUAAAUGCAAUCUUUAUUUUCAGACCGUUCGUGCCAAUGUCGUCUCUGACAGCAGUGAGAUUGUGAUCAACGGAGGAGCCAAGAAGGAAGAGGCCGCCCACGACGGAGGGCACGGCGGAGAUCACCACGACGAGGCAUUCGGAGAUGUCAUGGUGCAUCAGGCCAUUCACACGAUUGAGUACGUCCUCGGAUGUGUUUCCCACACUGCCUCCUACCUCCGUCUCUGGGCUCUUUCGCUUGCCCACGCCCGUAAGUUCCACGCCCGUAAGUGGUCAACUUCUAUUCCCCCGUUUGCAGAGCUCUCUGAAGUGCUCUGGCACAUGGUGUUCGUUACCGGAGGACUCGGAAUCGACGGAACCGUCGGAUUCAUCGCUGUCUACGUCGUUUUCUUCAUCUUCUUCGUCCUCACAAUCUCCAUUCUCGUGCUGAUGGAAGGUCUUUCCGCUUUCCUCCACGCCCUCCGUCUUCAUUGGUCAGCCCAUUCCCCAUUCUCUUUUAUCUUCAAAACCUUACCUAUUUCAGGGUCGAGUUCCAGUCCAAGUUCUACCUGGGUCUCGGAUAUCCGUUCGUUCCGUACUCGUUCAAGACGGCUCUCCAAGAGGCGGAAGCGAGUGCUCCAUCCCAAUAA
This is a messenger RNA of Caenorhabditis sp. 36 PRJEB53466, 2810 nucleotides long. NCBI's taxonomy places the organism in Eukaryota, Metazoa, Nematoda, Chromadorea, Rhabditida, Rhabditidae. The record is from the annotation of a GenBank genome assembly.